Molecule: messenger RNA, 686 nt
Organism: Postia placenta MAD-698-R-SB12
Lineage: Eukaryota; Fungi; Basidiomycota; Agaricomycetes; Polyporales; Adustoporiaceae
Exons: 1
Coding region: 275-610 (111 amino acids)
Biological process (GO): Mo-molybdopterin cofactor biosynthetic process
Source: RefSeq, a predicted model, not a curated record
CUCAUCCCCGCAUUUCGGUGAGUAGAGGUUCCGCGCUGCCAACGAGCAUAUACAGUACACCCCUUUGCUUCCGCGAACCUGUUCUGCGCCGGAACGAUGUAUGGAUGCAGACCAGAUUUUCGGAAUGGUACUGCAGCCAGCUUGCAUUUGCAACAGAUACCCGCCUGAUUCCUGACUCUGUGACUAACUUCGUGUCAGUGCUACGGCACCUGUACCCCGACCUUCUGAAUCCAUCCCACGCACGUAUCCUCUCGCUCUCGUCGGGAAUUCAAACAUGGCAGAGCCCCCUUCCAAUUUUCCCGAGAUAACCGUCCUCUACUUCGCCGGCGCCUCCACCGCAACGGGACUCACGAGCGAACAAGUGCCGCUCCCUGCUACUCGUCCUGAUACCCACACCAGCAUGUUCGUCGCGGACCCGCCGUCUCGCAUCCGGUUCCCACUAUCAGCGCUGGCCGCGCUCCUCGCCGCGCGGCACCCGAGCACAGGCCUCGCCGACGUGCUCGCGCACAGCUCCUGGGCGGUGAACGAGGAGAUGGUGGACGACCCGGAGAAGGUCUUUUUGAGCGGGGGAGAGGAAGUCGCGGUCAUCUGUCCCGUAUCGGGUGGGUGACCGCCUGCGGCGACUCGAGUGCCUGUUGCUUGCUGCCGGUGAAUCUGAAUCGUAGACCCUGCUUCCGUAACUUGGA